GCGUCACCGGGAUAGCAGAGGUCAAGCCAGUGUGCAAGGAGAGCUCCAGAAGAAGGCAGACCCGAGUCCGUGCAGUGCAUCUCCCGAGCUGCUCCCAGAGCCCGGGGGCUUCCUGGCGUGAAGGAGAGAGAACAUGUCCUACAGUGUCACUCUCAAUGGAAGCGGACCGUGGGGGUUCCGCCUGCAAGGGGGGAAGGACUUCAACCUGCCUUUGACCAUCUCCAGAAUUACACCUGGCAGCAAGGCGGCCCAGUCUCAGAUGAGCCAGGGGGAUAUGGUGGUAGCCAUUGAUGGCGCCAACACAGAUAGCAUGACCCACCUGGAGGCCCAGAAUAAGAUCAAAUCAGCAAACUACAACCUGAAUCUUACUCUUCAAAAAUCAAAACGUCCAGUUCCGUUGUCAACAGGCAGCGCAAGAAUUGAUUCUCCCAUGCCUGUGAUCCCUCAUCAAAAGGAUUCUGUUCUGGAAGUCAGUGGCAACCGAGUGAGCUUCAGUCCUCUAAAUAGUGCCUCAGCGGGGUCCAAGAAUAGCAUUUUAGCAAGCAAUGGUGCAUAUUCAGGCUACCUCAGCAAACAAGAGACCAGUCUAUCACAUAGCUCUUCCUUCUUAAUGACUACCAGCAUUAGAUCUUCCAUGUCCUCCUCUCAGUCUGUGACAUCUGACCUCUCACCAGCAAAAACUGACUUAGGUUCAAAAACAAGCACAAUAUUUACUGACGGCAAUAAACCGAAACACCAGCUGAGCCCCGCAAGGCAAUAUAACAACCCGAUCGGUCUUUACUCAGCAGACACUCUAAGAGAAAUGGCUGAGAUGCAUAAGUUAAGUCUCACCCGAAGGGCUUCAGAAGGUGGACUUCUGAGAGGUAGUCUUCCUGUAAAAGAUCCUCAUAUAGACAGUGCCUCUCCAGUGUAUCAGGCUGUACUUAAAACUCAAAGCAAGUCUGACGAUGAGCUUGAUGAUUGGAGCCGCCGAUCUUCCAACUUGCAGUCGAAGUCCUUCCGCAUCCUUGCUCAGAUGACGGGAACUGAGUACAUGCAAGAUCCAGAUGAAGAUGCCUUGAGAAGAUCAAGGUAGGCAA
Python bivittatus (Burmese python) is the source of this 1079-nucleotide messenger RNA. NCBI's taxonomy places the organism in Eukaryota, Metazoa, Chordata, Lepidosauria, Squamata, Pythonidae. The record is from RefSeq and is a predicted model, not a curated record.